CCAACGAGUGUCCAAACGCUUCACUUGUGUUGUUCACCUUUGUUUGCGCACGGCACAGUGAUUGAGGUUAAUUGCUUUCUGCUUGGUUUCCUGACGGCGGCACCGGGUUGACCCAGCGAUCCGGACGCUGCCAAUUACACUAACGAAGCGCGUCAGAAACAGGCUAUAAGAGAGGCUGACUAAAGCGGCCGCUCCUCCAUUAGAGACAUUACGCAGGAGAGACGUGUUGAGACAUCGGAUGAAGAUGGAGACUGUGCGAAGCGAGAAACCUGCGAGCUCUCCGCCGAGGCCGCAGCUGAAGUGCAGCCACGGCAACUGCGGAGCCACUUUCACCAGACAGUGGAAACUCAAGGAGCACGAGGCGGUGCACACCGGAGAGCGGCCGUGUCAGUGCACAGUUGCAGGCUGCGGUCGACGUUUCACGAGGAAAUCGCACCUGAGUCGCCACAUGCUGCAGCACAAAGGAGACAAACAGUUCAAGUGCAUAUUCGCGACCUGCACCAAGGCUUUCCUCACCUCCAGCAAACUGAAAAGACACGUGGGUUGCGCCCACGCAGCGAAAAACAAGUUCUUCACGUGUGACCAGCCCAACUGCUCCUUAACCUUCAAAAAGCGCAGACUGCUGAAGCUGCACUUAAAGGAGCAUGAUGUGUCUGCGGAGUUCAAGUGCACCAAGGACGGAUGCAACGCUACGUUCGUCUCCCACAUCGCCCGCAAUUCCCAUAAGAAGAAGCAUGCAGGUUACCGCUGCCCUCGUGCCAACUGCAAGGUGCUCGAACACACCUGGGGGAAGCUCCAGAAGCACAUGGCCAAACACCUAGCCACCUUCGUGUGCCCAGUGUGUAAGAAGGUGUUUAAGAAAGCAGAAACUCUGCGGCGGCACAAGUGGACCCAUGCUUCCCACAAGCCUGUCCUGGUCUGUCCCAGGAAGGACUGCCAGGCCUACUUCUCCACCACCUUUAACCUGCAGCACCACAUCCGCAAGGUUCACCUCGAGCUCCUCAAGUACAAGUGCUCCUUCCCUGACUGCCCACGCAAGUUUGCUAUGCGGGUACAUAACAUGUUUGCUGGUCCCUGUGAGGAGAGUAUGAAUAGACACCUGCUUCACCAUGACCCAAAUGCCACCACUCUGAAGAAACGUCAAAGGGCCAAGAAAUCGUGGCAGAAGCGUCUGGACGGAAACCAUCAGCCCCUUGUGGAGCAGAACCUACAUCGCCUCUUCGCCCUGCGCAUGCGCAUCUCCAGACGUGCCAAAGUGGAAACCAACCUCUCGGGCCUCUUCAAUGAACGCAAGAUCCCUCAUUAUGUUGACCCGGAGGUCAACCUGCGCAACCUGUUCGGCAUCAAACAGUCCCGUCCUUUUGAGGAGAAACCGGAGGAAGCUCCCCUGAAAGAGGAAAAGGCUCCGGCAGUUUGACUGUUAAAUCUCUGCGAGCCAUGGACUGUUAAUUUAAUUUGAGAAUUUGAAAAUUUGGGUCUCUUUGGUUUAAGUUUUCUAAUGUAGCCGACAUACAUUAAUAUUUUAAUUUAAACAAAGUAUUUGUUACUUGAAACAUUGAUAAGCAUGUGAAGCGUCUGAGAAUUUGAGAUUGAAUUCUUUGAAGACAACGGGUCUUCAGUGAAAUGCUUGUUGACCCAAUAAAAUGAGUUACAUUUUCGA
Hippoglossus stenolepis (Pacific halibut) is the source of this 1660-nucleotide messenger RNA. It is a transcript of the gene 42sp43, whose product is annotated as P43 5S RNA-binding protein-like. NCBI's taxonomy places the organism in Eukaryota, Metazoa, Chordata, Actinopteri, Pleuronectiformes, Pleuronectidae. Bases 239 to 1417 code for a protein of 392 amino acids. The record is from RefSeq and is a predicted model, not a curated record. Gene Ontology annotation, cellular component: nucleus. The transcript is spliced from 9 exons.